AUCAGAAGGUCAAGAGUCACAUUGUCAUUACCGUAAGGAUAUGCAAAAUUAAGAUAUAAUCGUGCUACUCGGUGCAUACCCAAACCUUGACAACCGUACAAGCUCGUCUUUUCUCACAACGACCUAUACUUAUCUCGACAAUUCCAUCAAAAUGGCACCUGUCUCUUUGGCCCCGACUGUCAGCCAUCAACAGCUGGACUCGCGCAUCACUUUUGCUGAGCAGCUCGCUCAAUCCCCACCUGUCGGCCCUGUCGUUCUCAUGAAUAUCAUAUCUAUCCCCGAUGGCGCCGACUACGACCACUUUCUCGAUACAUGGCGAAAGAGCGGCGAUGUUCUCAAGAAGCAACCAGGCUACAUCUCUACCCAAUUGCAUCGAUCCCUCGACGGGCACUUUCUCGUGAAUUACGCCGUAUGGGAGACCAACGAAGAUUUGAGGAAAGGACUGGAGUUGGACGAAUUUAAGAAAGUUCUGGAGGCUCUCCCCUCUGGUACAGUUUUCAAGCCUACCGUUAUGCGCAAGAUUGCUGUGCCUGGUAACUGUGUCGCGUAGACGCUACCUGGCUUGAACAACGCGAAUAACCAAAGUCACGUCUACAUCAUUAUAUCGAACUAAAGAAUACAUUUCUCAAUUUUGGC
Molecule: messenger RNA, 636 nt
Organism: Fusarium redolens
Lineage: Eukaryota; Fungi; Ascomycota; Sordariomycetes; Hypocreales; Nectriaceae
Product: antibiotic biosynthesis monooxygenase
Exons: 1
Coding region: 152-550 (132 amino acids)
Source: RefSeq, a predicted model, not a curated record